AUGCCUUCAGAAGCUGGUCACCGUCUUUAUGUCAAGGGUCGCCAUUUGAGCUACCAGCGUGGCAAGCGCAAUACCACCCCAGGUACCAGCUUGAUCAAGAUCGAGGGAGUUGAUGAUACCAAGGCCGCAAACUUCUACCUCGGAAAGAAGGUUGCUUUCGUUUACCGCGCACAAAAAGAGGUUAGAGGAUCAAAGAUUAGAGUUAUCUGGGGCAAGGUUACCAGACCACACGGAAACUCUGGUGUAGUACGAGCACAGUUCAGACGCAAUUUACCACCAAAGUCCUUCGGCGCAUCCGUUAGAGUUAUGCUUUACCCAUCUUCGAUAUAA
Glarea lozoyensis ATCC 20868 is the source of this 330-nucleotide messenger RNA. RefSeq names its product Translation protein. The coding region runs from base 1 to 330 and encodes 109 amino acids. Gene Ontology annotation, cellular component: ribosome; cytosolic large ribosomal subunit. Gene Ontology annotation, biological process: ribosomal large subunit biogenesis; cytoplasmic translation. Gene Ontology annotation, molecular function: structural constituent of ribosome. NCBI's taxonomy places the organism in Eukaryota, Fungi, Ascomycota, Leotiomycetes, Helotiales, Helotiaceae. The record is from RefSeq and is a predicted model, not a curated record. The transcript has 5 exons.